UUGGUCCAGGGUCCUCUAGGGUUCAGUCCUAUAGUCGACGAUCGAGCAAGUCCAUGCUCCAUACAUACGCGUGUGCGUGGGAUUCUGGCAUUUCACGGUUUCCCUGGACUGAGCAACAGAGCAAGCAGACUAGCCCUUAUUCCCGGGAGGAGAACAGCGAAGAAGUGGAAACAAUACAAGCACCUUGAAGGAGAUGAGCCAGCGGCGCGGUGCCGACAGAGCCGCAUACAGUCAGCGAAACCACUCAGAUGAUUCAACUCCGCCACCACCGCAACCGCCGAACGAACAACAGCAACCAGCCCAGCCAUGGACCCGCGGCGGACGAGGCCGAAGCAGACCGUGGACUCGAGGCGGGGCUACAACGAGAGGCAACAGCUCGUCGUGGGGUAAUCAGUCCCGGCCCGCAUGGGGUAACGACUCAACCGCGACGGGCUUACCAGCGCCAUCGUGGUCAACACCACCACCUGCAUCGACGAGCGACUCUCAUGUGGCGAGAGGUCCGGAUAGACUCCGGCCAGCGCCGGCAUUACGGAACGUACAGCAUGAGUUCGAUGCCCUGCCAUUGAUGAGUCGGAUGAAUGAAGUGGGGGGACGGGAUGAUGUGGAAAGGGCGAAGACGCGGUCUGUACAAGAAUCAUUCUACGCUUACGUUCUCGAGCAGUAUAAGAGGCUUUGUGAAGUCCCACCCUCCGAGCGUAAAGCCAACCACUUUGAUUCGCUAGUAGCUAAGCUGCGCAAGUUACGGGAAGCCCUGACGGCCAGCGACGCAACCGACACAUUUAUGCGUGAUGUCUACGAACUAUCCGUUGACGUGAGCUUGCGCGCCCGCAAUUUUGCAGAAAUGCUCAAAGCGCUGGCGGCGCUGGUUGGCCGGAUGUACGAUGUGUUGGAUGGGCGGGACGCACAAACAUUCAGCCCUCGCCGAGCAGAAUUCACAUCCUUCAUGCUCCUCUAUCUCUGCUGCUACGCUUCGGGCAUCCGUCCCUUGCACCCUCCAGCCGCCUCCUCUACCGCUCCCAAAUCAUCAACCUCACCCGCGCGCGACCUCCUCCAAACGUAUCGCAAAACGCCUGCACCCCUCCAAUCCCACCCGCGCGUUCUGUUUGCGAUGGGCGUUGCGAGAGCUGUUAGAGCGGAUGUGGAUUAUGUCGCGUUGGCGGGCUAUUGGGAACGUGCGAGUUGGGGGGAGUUGGUGUUUCUGGAGGUUCGUUUUCUCCUUUGCUGUAUCUCUGUGGGACUGUGCGGUUGCGCGGUUGAGUUCGGUCGCAUUUGACUUCUCGAUCUCAUCUCUAUGGUGAGGGAACUCCAGCUCAUGCAAAUACUCUUCUACGCAGCGUCUCCAACCACAUCUGGGCGACCGUGUACUGCAAAUUAUCAGCAAGGCGUACUUCACUUUCC
Fimicolochytrium jonesii is the source of this 1398-nucleotide messenger RNA. RefSeq lists its product as uncharacterized. The transcript is spliced from 5 exons. NCBI's taxonomy places the organism in Eukaryota, Fungi, Chytridiomycota, Chytridiomycetes, Spizellomycetales, Powellomycetaceae. The record is from RefSeq and is a predicted model, not a curated record. The coding region runs from base 194 to 1273 and encodes 359 amino acids.